Molecule: messenger RNA, 2586 nt
Organism: Microplitis mediator
Lineage: Eukaryota; Metazoa; Arthropoda; Insecta; Hymenoptera; Braconidae
Gene: magu
Product: SPARC-related modular calcium-binding protein 2
Exons: 9
Coding region: 495-2189 (564 amino acids)
Biological process (GO): extracellular matrix organization
Cellular component (GO): basement membrane
Molecular function (GO): protein binding; calcium ion binding; extracellular matrix binding
Source: RefSeq, a predicted model, not a curated record
AGUAAACCCUGUCAAGACCAACUGAGCAGAGUAGAGCUCUCAGACAGAAGGCUUCAAUAGCAAGUAGCAAGUGCCAGUUGCUCAGCAGCAUUUGCCUCGAUUGGAUCAAAUCUACACAUAUUCAAAAUUUAAAUAUUGCGGCAAUAGGUCAUCGUCUAAAUAAUUAUUUAAGUUUUUAAAUUUAAAAAGUUUGAAUAUUUAAAUUUUUAAAUUUGUUAAAUUUAUCAUAAAAAAUAAUAAUGCAAUGAAAAUAUUGUAGAGGGAGUUUUUCUCCCUGUGAUAAUGAAAAUUUCAAAAGGAUUUAAUUCAAAGGAUUACACGCGUAAUAAUGAUCGUUAAAAAAUCACACGAUCGUCAGUGUCAAAGAGUUAAAAAUAUAUUUCAGUGAACAUGAUUGUGAUAAGUUUAUAUAUAUUUUUUGUUAUUAAAAAUAUAUAGUGCGUAAUAUUUAAAAAAAAUAUUUUAAUAAUUUAUUAAAUUUAAAAAAAAAAUUUAUGAACUCCAAAGGGAACUCGUUAAUUUCAAAAAUGAUUUUAUUUCUUGUGGUUUUAUCACUUGCUUUCAAAGAUUGUCAAGUAGUAGGAAAUACAACAGCGAAGGAAGAAUGUCGAAAGAGAAUAGCAGAAUGUUCGAUGUUUGGUGGGUCAAAUACACCAGUUUGCGGCAGUGAUGGUGUAACUUAUCCAUCUCAAUGUCAAGUUAUUUCCCGGCAGUGUGAAGGCGAGUCAAUUUUAAUAAAACAUAAGGGCCCUUGUCCAGAAACACCGGCAUGCUUCUCAGCGAGAGUAACAGCUCGACCAACAGACCGACCAGUUUGUCGCCCGGAUGGUACUUAUGCACCAGUUCAGUGUCACAAGGAAACUGGAUAUUGUUGGUGUGUUACUCCUCAGGGUCGACCACUUUUGGAUACCUCUGUUAAAAAUCAAAAACCCAAAUGUUCCGAAAGAAGGAUGCCUUCAACACUAGAUUAUUUGGUUACUUCCAGUAGAUCUCCUGAAGAAAUCGAAGAUGAAAUGGUGACAAGUGAACAGAGAAGACAUUCACCGAAACGUAAACAGAAGAGACAAUUUAAUAACAGGCAUAGAAAUAAUUGUGAUCGAUCGGAAAAAGCAAAAUUCAAUAGUAAUCUUAUUGAAAAUUUUAAAAUUGAGUAUCGUCGUUCCAAUAAUUCUAAUAAUGGUGAUAAAAAUGUCGAGCGUAUACUUACGUGGAAGUUUAUGAGUUUGGAUAAAGAUGGAGAUGGUCAUCUGGACCGUGCUGAGUAUAAAGAAUUGAGGAAACUUGCUAAGAAAGCAAUAAGACCUAAGAAAUGUGCGCGAACUUUUGCUAAAAAUUGUGAUCUCAAUCAUGAUCUCAAGUUGUCUAGACAAGAAUGGAGUACUUGCUUAGCUAACGACUUUACACAAGGACGGCGUGAGGUCUCUGAAGCCCUGAAGACUCGGGCCUUGGACCAAGUUUUGAAGGAAAAUCCGUCACCAGUUCAUACCAGGCCGACGUUUAAUGACGACUCUACUACAAAGGAAGAAAGUGAUGCUAUCGACUGUAUCACGGACAGAAAAUCAGCAUUAGAAGAUUCAAAGCACAGCACUCAGUCAUUUUACGUACCAGAAUGUACUCCAGACGGAAGAUAUCUCAAAGUUCAAUGCUACUCCAGUUACUGUUUCUGCGUGGAUCAGGAUACUGGGAAACCGAUACCUGGAACUUCAUCAAAGGAGCCCACGCCGAAUUGUCAUCCAGCACCUCUACCAAAUAGACCAAUGAAAGGCUGUCCAGAUGAAAAAAAAGAAAUAUUUCUCCGAGAUUUAAUAGAUCUUAUGGAUAAAAAAAUGAAAGCAUCUACUGCAGACUCGGUUGAAGCAACAGAUAAAUGGCCGGCGUCUAAAGAAGAGAGAAUAGCAACUUGGCAUUUUGUGAUGCUUGAUAAAAAUAAAAAUAAAGUACUUGAAAGAAAAGAAUGGAAAAGUUUCCGUACAAUGGUUGCCAGUAAUCGGCAUUUACGAAGAUGCGGAAAAAAAUUACCUAGAUAUUGUGACAUAAAUAAUGAUCGGAGGAUCAGUAUGACCGAAUGGCUCAGUUGCUUGCAUGCCCAACAACCAAAUCCAGUUGAAAGUUCGACAAAUACUUCAACUUUAAAGCCCCGGAGACUAGGUCCGAAUCCACUUGAUCAAUUUCUUAAUGCGGAUGAUUAAGUGUCAUGUGAUACGAAUUUUUAAUAAUUUUUAUUGAUCUUAUGUUAAAAAAUAAACUAGUGAUUUUAAGGAUUACAUUAUAUAUAAAUAUAUGAUUUUAUAAAUUAAUAAAACUUUUUUAUAUUAAUUUUAAUUACUUAUAUUUUUUUACUUCAACAUUUUUAAUUUUUUAAAUUUUUUGACCUACAAUUAAAUAUUUUAAAUGUUUUAUUAUUUUAUAAAAUCACUAUUUUUCUCUCUCUAAAUAUAUAUAUAUAUAUAUAUAUAUAUAUAAAUAUAUAUAAGUUAACAUAAAGUGAAGCGAUGAGUAUUAAAACAGGAAUUAUAUGUUGCUGCGUGCAUGAAAUGGUGCUAAAAAAAGCGCGGGCUUCUAGAGUAAAAUUUAAAUUGUACUAAA